This is a messenger RNA of Scutellospora calospora, 730 nucleotides long. The record is from the annotation of a GenBank genome assembly. NCBI's taxonomy places the organism in Eukaryota, Fungi, Glomeromycota, Glomeromycetes, Diversisporales, Gigasporaceae.
AUCAUCUACUACUCAGUCUUCUCCAUUCUCGACUCUACCCAUCCCACUUAUAAAGGAGAUUCUUUUUCAUAUCUAUUACUUCUCAGAUAUUCCACACCUUCGUUUAGUUUGUAAAACUUGGUCAAAAGUGAUUGACCAAAUCCUUUUUACACGUAUAAUCAAUAUUUUCACCAAAUUAUAUCCGAUCGAUACUACAUUAACUCUACGAUGUUACGAUCAUUCUGAAGUUAUAACAGAAUACGAAAUUCAAAUGGAGUUGAGGACUAUUCCAAAGCCAGAUAAAUAUACUACAAAGUUUAUGAUCGAAUUUUUACCAAUUAAUAGUUUGAAAAAACCGUUGGUUAAAGAUUUAUAUAAAGGUGUGGAGGCUUUUUUUAGAUGCUAUUAUACUGACAAAAGUAAAUGUAGUUUGGAGAACAUAGAUAAGCGUUAUUAUAAGGAUGAUGUUAGUAAAGAAAAUUCGGAUAGAGAUAAAAAUAAGCCCGAGACUGAAGAUAAUUUUCCUGAUAUCAUUAAAUAUGAAAAGGUUGAUGAUGAUGAUAUUGGAAUAAAAACAAAAAUAUUAAAAGAAGUGAAAAUUUCAGAAAUACUAAUGUUAUCUUUAGGUACAUGUAAAAAAUCACCGGAUUUUUCUCAUGAGAUUGCAGCAAACCUAGCUAUUGAAUUUAAGUGUGUUCCUUAUGAACCUAUGACAUUUUUUGUUAAGUCGGUUGGGUUUAGACCUUUAUUU